Ctenopharyngodon idella (grass carp) is the source of this 2610-nucleotide messenger RNA. RefSeq names its product phosphatidylinositol glycan anchor biosynthesis, class C (gene pigc). The transcript is spliced from 2 exons. The record is from RefSeq and is a predicted model, not a curated record. NCBI's taxonomy places the organism in Eukaryota, Metazoa, Chordata, Actinopteri, Cypriniformes, Xenocyprididae. Gene Ontology annotation, cellular component: membrane; glycosylphosphatidylinositol-N-acetylglucosaminyltransferase (GPI-GnT) complex. Gene Ontology annotation, biological process: GPI anchor biosynthetic process. The coding region runs from base 155 to 1036 and encodes 293 amino acids.
UGGAGGGUGUGAGGAAAGGUCUGCAGAUGGCGCUCUUCAGCUAACACUACAAUCGAGCUUUUGUUUUUGUGGUUCGUCACUUCCGGGUGUGCGAUGGCAAGACAGCAGUGGGUCAAGAGCGUGAGAAAACCCAGCUGAUUUUUUUUGACAGGUAAUGGGGGCAGACAGCGGUCCGGGAGCUCCUGCAGCUGUCCCGUGGCGUAAAGUGCUGUAUGAACGCCAGCCUUUCCCAGACAACUAUGUGGACCGGCGUUUUCUGGAGGAGCUGCGGCGCAACAUCCGAGUGCGUCAGUACCGUUACUGGGCGGUAGUGCAUGAGACGGGGCUCAUCGCACAGCAGGUGUCCUGCGUGGCUGUCGUUCUCACAUUAUGGUCUUAUAUGGAGCAGGGAGACCUGGAGCCAUCGAUGGUGUUGUGGGUCUGCCUGGGCUGUGCUCUGCUGGGCUACGGCCUCUACGAGAUCCUGGGAGACGCUUGUGUUCGGGAGCGCACACGCCUGGCUGAUCUGCAGAGCGCCACCAUCUUCCUGGCAUUUACCUUUGGGUUUUCACCUGUGUUAAAGACUCUGACCGAGUCGGUUAGUACAGAUACUGUGUACGCCAUGUCAGCCGUGAUGCUCCUGGCUCACUUGGUGUCCUUCCCGUACGCUCAGCCCAGUCCGCCGGGCAGUCUUUCCCUCAACGCGGCUCUUUUCGGGUCGGUGUGCCUGGCGUCUCGGCUGCCUGGCGCCCUGCAUACCUUCACCAUGCUGAGCUGCGCCCUCCUGGUGUUCGCUCUCUGGCCCUGCCUGCUGCACCGCAUGCGGAAGAAGGCGGAGUGGAGCUUCCCGUGGGCAGCGGUGCUGGUGUGUCUGGCUGGAGUCGGGGGUCUGGGUAGCCUGUGGCCCGAGGGAGCGCUUCUUCUCUCUCUGGCUCUGAUAACGUUAACAUUACUCUGUCCACUGUUACUAGUCCACCUGCAGAGGCACAAGGACAAUAUCCACGGUCCUUGGGACGAGGCAGAGAUCAGAGAGGAUCUGUCCCGCUUCCUGAACUGAAACUGUCUACAGGAUUUAAAGGGACAGUUCACCUAAAAAUGAAAAUUCUGGAAAUCAUUAACUCACCCUCAAGUUGUUCCAAACCUGUAUGAAUUUCUUUCUUCUGCUGAACACAAAAGAAGAUAUUUUAAAGAACCAAACAUUUGAUGGACCCCAUUGACUUCCAUUGUAUGGAAAAAAUACUAUGGAAGUCAAAGGGGACCAUCAACUGUUUGGUUACCAACAUUGUUUAAAAUAUCUUCUUUUGUGUUCAGCAGAAGAAAGAAAUUCAUACAGGUUUGGAAUAACUUCAGGUAGUAAAUGAUGACAAAAUUUUCAUUUUUGGGCGAACUGUCUGUUUUAAAUGCUUCUGAGAGUCUUUUGCACUUUGAUUAAAGGGAUAGUUUAUCCAAAAAUUAACUCAUUUACUCUCUUUUAUGUCUUUCCAAACCUGUUGUGUAGAACACAAAAGAAGAUAUUUUGAAUAUCUUUUGUUCCACAGAAGUAAAGUCACACAUUUUUUGAUCAACUUGAGGGUGAGUAAAUAAUGACAGAAUUUUUGUUUGUGGGUGAACUAUCCCUUUAAGCUCAGGGAUGAAUAAGAACUGUUUUUGGGAAAUAUCUCAUUUUGCCAAUAUAAAACUUAACUAUUAAAUGAGUGAACCUCAUUAAAACAUGUCUAGGUCACAUUAAAUAAAAUAUGUAUUUAUGUUUUACUUAAUAGAUAAUUCCCCCACACAGCUAUAGCUUGCAAAUUGUAUUUUAAUGCAACGUUUCUGUCAUGUGACCUUCAUCGGUCACUAUUUUGGUGCCCGAUAAAGAUAGCACGAACUAAAUGUUGCAUUAAAAUAUGAUUUGCACGCUAUUGCAGUGUUCUUCUGUUUAUUCGUACGCACAUGCUUACAGGAUUUACAAAGGAUUUAUUUGUUUUGCCAGGAAAUGAAGCCCAUUUUCAAGAUCAAAUCUUAAUGGUCCUAAAAAAAGAUUUUGAAAAUCUUAAUUUUUAUAAGCCAAAAUAUAUCAUUUUGAUUUUAGUGUUUGAUCCAGACAUGUUUUCUGAUUCACCAAAAUGGUAUACAUGGGAGUAGGGAGUUUUUUUUUAACAGUAUUUAUAUAAAUGUAUAUAUUGCCAAAUUGCUAAAUUUUUAAAUGGUUUUAAAAUACUACAAUUUUAACACAAUGUAUUGGAAAUAAAUGUUGUUUUUAAACAAUGUUAAACAUGUAUAAUUGUUAAUGUUAAAAAUAUACAAUUAUAAUUGUUACAAGCCCUUUAGAUUUAUUUUAAUGGAGGUGACAGAAAAUCCAUUAACUGUGCAAUUGUUGAAACUGUUGUGGACAAACUGUUGACCACAAGAUGUCAGUCCUCUAUCAGUCCCAGGCAUUGCUACAGCGUUCAUGUUUUGUUCAUCUGAAACAGCACAGCAGCAGUCGGCAGAACAUUUCUGCCAGUGUUCAACUGAAAGAAUGUACAGUAAUAAGCCUUUUUGGGGUUUUUUUUAAGUGUCAUUUAUAACUGACAGAAUAAGAGCUUAUAUAUGAACAGUCUGUGUGACACUGCACUUAAGCUGCCAAAAUAAAGCAUUCUGUGCAACAUC